This is a messenger RNA of Nerophis lumbriciformis (worm pipefish), 1879 nucleotides long. It is a transcript of the gene rhoua, whose product is annotated as ras homolog family member Ua. Gene Ontology annotation, biological process: small GTPase-mediated signal transduction. The record is from RefSeq and is a predicted model, not a curated record. NCBI's taxonomy places the organism in Eukaryota, Metazoa, Chordata, Actinopteri, Syngnathiformes, Syngnathidae. Gene Ontology annotation, molecular function: GTPase activity; GTP binding.
UUCCAUUGAAUGUCUCCUCUUUCAACAGGACUGCUGCCAUGUAGCUCAGAAAGGACACGCCAUUGUUUUUGGCGAGCAGGAGUUUCAAGUUCAACAAAAUCCGGCUAACGAUGGAAACUUAAACGAGAGUCUCGUCCGAAAGAAGAAAACCGAAAGAAUGGACGAAGCGAAAAGUGUCCGAGGUCGCCAGGACCGAGACCGAGACCUUCCCUUAUAGGGCGGCUCCAUGUCCCCCUCCUGCCCGUGCCAGAUGCCUACGAAGACGGCCCCAGUGUCCCCAGCUCCCCCCGUACCGCCGAGGAGGCUCCGCGGUCGGGACGGAGGCUCGGGCAGGACGCGGCGGCCCGGGGCUGGAGGAGCGGAAAGGCGGGUGAAGUGUGUCCUUGUGGGGGACGGAGCUGUAGGCAAAACCAGCCUGGUGGUCAGCUACACUACCAACGGUUACCCCACGGAAUAUGUCCCCACUGCUUUUGACAACUUCUCGGCAGUGGUAUCAGUAGACGGGCAGCCAGUGAAACUUCAGCUCUGUGACACAGCUGGGCAGGAUGAGUUUGACAGGCUGCGUCCGCUCUGUUACACCAGCGCGGACGUCUUCCUGCUGUGCUUCAGCGUGGUCAGUCCCGUCUCCUUCCAGAACGUCCCCGAGAAGUGGGUUUCCGAGAUACGGAGGCACACCCCCUUCGCACCGCUCGUCCUUGUUGGGACUCAGUGCGAUCUCAGAGAAGAUGUCAAGAUUCUAAUAGACCUGGCUAAGUACAGAGAGAGGCCAGUGGACCCAGUGGAUGCCAGGGAGUGCGCGGCUGAGAUUGGUGCUGUGGCCUACGUGGAGUGCUCGUCCUUAACCCAGAAGAACCUGAAAGAAGUAUUCGACACGGCCAUAAUGGCCAGCCUGCAGAACCUCAGCUCGCAGAAGCACUUGAGAGGGAAACAGAAGCGUCGAGCAAAGCAAAGGCAGACGCCUGACAAGAUGAAGAGUUUAUCCAAGUCGUGGUGGAAAAGGUACUGCUGUGUGGUGUAAAGGGCCUGGAGUACGGAGUUUGGGUCAUCCUUAACUUUGACUGCAACCUGGACUGUCUGGUCUGGUUGCGCAGAACUUCUCCUGGAGUCUUGUUGAGAAACCAAAUAUAUAUUUGUCUUACCAUGGAAAACGUUUAUCAAUCAGAAGACUUUAGCAAACUUGUGUCCGAGAUUUAACCAGACUGAUCCGUGAUCAGACUGGAGAACUUUUGUUGGAAUUCACUGGUCGUGCUUGGACCAGAAGAAGAAUGGAUAAAAAGAACAGAAAGUGGAACAUUUGUAAUCUGUGUUAGAAGAGUGUGCGCUCAAUUUUCUUUGUCUGUUGCCUUACUUCAUGUCAGAUUUGGUCCAAAGCCACUUGGACAAGAACACCUCAUUUCAACCCAGCACUAUGAUUCAAUUUAGUUUGGUAUGGUACACCGUUUUUUUCCAUUUCCGUUGUAACCUGUCCCAAAAUGCCUUCCCGCUUUCAAAGGGGUACUGGUCGCAAUGGUACUGUACAGUGUUUUUGAUCAAAUUAUGUCCACUGAUUGAACAACAGACGAUAAUCGAAAGAAAACAAAAAGCUCCAUUUAAAAAAAGAGUAUAGAUCACGUUAGAAAGAGAAAAGCUGUUCGUCAGUACAUAGCACCGCAUCAUGUUUUACAAAGCGUUCAGCCAACGCAGUUAUCGCCAUUCCACUUACAUUAUCAAUUCUGUGGUGGAAACGGUACAACUUGGUGACGGCUCCACUUUUGGUUCACCAGCCCUCUUUUCACUCUUAGAUAAUAUUUAAUUGUUUGCACAGUCUGACUUAAAAAAAACACCAAAUCAAAUUUAAGAAGAAAAAAAAUUAUAUAUAUAUAUAUAUAUAUAUAUAUAU